AAAGGCUAAGAAGCAUCUAAAUAAAAUCCGACAUGGCCGGCGGCGGGUUCAGCAGGUCCGACAGCAUCGCCGACAUGAUGCCGGAGGCGCUGCGGCGGAGCCGCUACCACAUGAAGCGCUGCUUCCAGAGGUACGUGGCCAGGGGAAGCGGGCUGAUGAAGAGGCAGCAGCUGCUGGAGGAGCUGCACCGGUCGGCCGACGACAAGCUCGACGACAUCGCCGACGAGGGCUUGCUCGGCUACGUCAUCUCCUCCACGCACGAGGCCGUCGUGCUCCCUCCCCACGUCAACUUCGCCGUCAGGACCAACCCGGGCAUCUGGGAGUACAUCAAGGUCCACUCCGGCGACCUGACCGUGGAGCAGAUCACGCCAUCCCAAUACCUAAAGUGCAAGGAGAUCCUACACGACCACCAAUGGGCGCAUGACGACAACUCCCUUGAGGUGGAUUUCGGUGCCCUGGACGACCUCUCCACGCCUCGCCUCACGCUGCCUUCCUCCAUCGGCAACGGGAUGCACUUGGUCUCCAGGUUCAUGUCUUCCAAGCUUGCCGCCGCCACGGGAGGCAUGAAGCCGCUGCUCCACUACCUGCUCGCGCUCACCCACCGGGGCCACAACCUCAUGGUCAAUGGCACCCUCAUCGACACCGUCACCAAGCUCCAGACAGCGCUGCUCCUCGCCGAGGUCUUCCUCACCGGCCUGCACGGCAACACGCCAUACCAAAAGUUUGAGCACAAGUUCCAGGAAUGGGGGCUGGACAGAGGAUGGGGCGCCACCGCGGAGGCGUGCAGAGAGACCAUCACCUACCUCUCCGAGGUGCUCCAGGCACCGGACCCAACCAACAUGGACAGGUUCUUCAGCAGGGUGCCGUCGGUCUUCAACAUCGUCAUCUUCUCCAUUCAUGGAUACUUCGGCCAGGACAAGGUCCUGGGGAUGCCAGACACCGGCGGCCAGGUCGUCUACAUCCUGGACCAAGUCAGAGCACUCGAAGACGAGCUCCUCCAAAGAAUCAAGCAACAGGGCCUCCUGGAUCUCGCGCCUAGGAUUCUUGUGCUAACAAGGCUCAUACCAGAAGCCAAGGCCACCAAAUGCAACGUCGAGCUUGAACCCAUCCACAACACAAGGCACUCCACCAUCCUCCGUGUGCCAUUCAAGACUGAAGACGGCAAGGAUCUGCCCCACUGGGUCUCCCGGUUCGACAUUUAUCCUUACCUGGAGAGAUACGCCGAGGAUUCUUGUGCCAAGAUCCUUGACAUGUUGCAGGGAAAACCAGACUUGGUCAUCGGCAACUACACUGAUGGCAACUUAGUAGCAUCCCUCGUGUCAAGGAAACUAGGAGUCACCCAGGGGACGAUCGCUCAUGCUCUUGAGAAGACAAAGUAUGAGGACUCGGAUGUCAAGUGGAGAGAAAUGGACCAUAAGUACCAUUUCUCCUGCCAAUUUACUGCUGAUAUGAUUGCCAUGAACACCAGCGACUUCAUCAUCGCUAGCACCUACCAAGAAAUAGCCGGAAGCAAAGACAAGCCUGGCCAGUAUGAGAGCCACUACGCGUUCACAAUGCCAGGGCUCUGCCGCUUUGCUACAGGCAUAAAUGUCUUCGACCCCAAGUUCAAUAUUGCUGCCCCUGGUGCUGACCAGUCUGUUUAUUUCCCAUUCACACUAAAGCAUGAGCGCCUCACAGACUUGCACCCGCAGAUUGAGGAGCUAGUCUACAGCAAAGAGGAGAAUGACGAGCACAUAGGCUACUUGGAAGACAGGAGCAAGCAGGUCAUAUUUUCAAUGGCAAGGCUCGACAAGGUGAAGAACAUCACUGGGCUGGUUGAAUGGUAUGGUCAGAACAAGAGGCUCAGGGACCUUGUCAACCUUGUAGUUGUGGGCGGCCUCCUUAAUCCCUCGCAGUCUAAGGACAGGGAGGAGAUUGAGGAGAUAAACAAGAUGCGUAGUUUGAUCAACAAGUACCAGCUGAAGGGGCAAAUUCGCUGGAUAAAAGCCCAGACGGACCGUGUGCGCAAUGGGGAACUUUACCGUUGCAUAGCAGAUACCAAGGGAGCCUUUGUUCAGCCUGCACUCUAUGAAGCAUUCGGAUUAACUGUCAUCGAGGCAAUGAACUGCGGGCUGCCAACCUUCGCAACAAAUCAGGGAGGCCCCGCAGAGAUCAUCGUCAAUGAGGUCUCGGGUUUCCAUAUCAAUCCACUUGAUGGCAAAGAGGCAAGCAACAGGAUUGCUGACUUCUUUCAGAAAUGCAAGGAAGAUCCCAUGUACUGGAACAAAAUGUCCACUGCUGGACUGCAGCGCAUCUAUGAAUGCUACACAUGGCAGAUCUAUGCAACCAAAGUUCUGAACAUGGCGUCAAUGUAUGGCUUCUGGAGGACUAUGGACAAAGGAGAGAGACAGGCCAAACAGCGCUACCUACAGAUGUUCUACAACCUUCAGUUUCGGAAGCUGGCAAAGACUGUGCCGGAAGUGGGCGAACGACCGGAGCAACCUGCGGCAGCCGCAGCGCCAGAUAGAUUGGUAUCAAGGCCAAAAGAAAGAAAGACGCAGAUAAGGAUCCAGAGGAUUGCGAGCAGCUUACUUGGACCAGUGCUCCCGGCCUCCCAUACCUCCGACGCUGCAUGAAGUGCCAAAAACCAGAUGUGUACCCGAGCUACAAUGUGUUUCCUCAUUUUUCUCAUGCCUGUUAUUGAUUUGGGAAAGAUGUAAAUGAAAAAUAAGCACAUUAAUAAAAUCACGGCUUUCCAUGA
Panicum hallii is the source of this 2740-nucleotide messenger RNA. Its product is annotated as sucrose synthase 6-like. The transcript is spliced from 12 exons. Gene Ontology annotation, molecular function: sucrose synthase activity. Lineage: Eukaryota; Viridiplantae; Streptophyta; Magnoliopsida; Poales; Poaceae. Bases 33 to 2615 code for a protein of 860 amino acids. Gene Ontology annotation, biological process: sucrose metabolic process. The record is from RefSeq and is a predicted model, not a curated record.